CCCAAACUCCCGCCAUUGCCAUUACAGACGCACAUGAUAUGCUUCUCAGUCCACGCGGUCGCCUCGGCAGAAGCUGAAGUGGGAAGUUGACGUACAUGAUCGCGAUCUAGCUCCGGCGACCUCCUGCCGUCGAUCUCCGUUCCGGUGGACGUCUAACUCUGACUACUCGAUUCCAAGUUGGUGGAAAUCCUCAGUGUUACAAUCACUGCUCGACUGUCCUGCAUUGCCCAGCUGCAGUAUUCAAUUUGCUCCCUUUCUUCUGUUUUGGAUCUUUAUCUACCUGCAGGUUUAGUGGGCAGCACAACAGGUGGUGGCUUUGGGGACAAUACAAGAACCUUGAGAAACAUGCCUGCUGCUGCUCCUCGAUCUGGUGAUGCAAUCUUUGCGAGCGUUGAGCACGUGACUUGCAGUGCCUUACAGAAUGCUGAGCUCUUCACUUUAACUUACGGAGCGAUUGUGCGUCAAUUGCUGACAGACCUGGAGGAAGUUGACGAAGUGAACAAACAGCUCGAUCAAAUGGGUUACAAUAUUGGCAUCCGAUUGAUCGAUGAAUUUUUGGCAAAAGCCAAUGUCUCCAGAUGUGUUGAUUUCAAGGAGACAGCUGAAACAAUUGCAAAGGUUGGAUUUAAGAUGUUUUUAGGGGUCACGGCAUCCGUGACGAAUUGGGAUGCUGAUGGGACAUGUUGCAGUAUAGUUUUGGAGGACAAUCCCCUGGUCGACUUUGUGGAGCUGCCCGACACGUGCCAAGGUCUUUACUAUUGUAACGUCUUAAGUGGAGUCAUCAGAGGUGCCUUGGAGAUGGUGUCCAUGAAGACUGAAAUCACAUGGACCCGUGACGUCCUUCGAGGGGACGAUGCGUAUGAGCUGCAGGUGAAGCUUCUGAAGCUAGUCCCAGAAGAGUAUCCCUACAAAGAUGAUGAAUGAUCUCGGUCUCCAUGCUCUCUAUCCAUAUCCGAGAUCAAGAAUUAAUUGUUCAGUGUUUUUGUCUUCCGAAGAAUGUUGCGUAGCGUGUAAGCAUUGUUUCUUCAUGUUGACAGUUUCAAAUUGGAUAUUUGUUAUGUUUCAAGUUUCAACAACAUAAAUCGAAUCACGCACUGCAUUA
Messenger RNA from Punica granatum (pomegranate), 1102 nucleotides. The record is from RefSeq and is a predicted model, not a curated record. NCBI's taxonomy places the organism in Eukaryota, Viridiplantae, Streptophyta, Magnoliopsida, Myrtales, Lythraceae.